Osmia bicornis bicornis is the source of this 864-nucleotide messenger RNA. RefSeq names its product ATP synthase subunit s, mitochondrial. The transcript has 5 exons. The record is from RefSeq and is a predicted model, not a curated record. Bases 192 to 770 code for a protein of 192 amino acids. Lineage: Eukaryota; Metazoa; Arthropoda; Insecta; Hymenoptera; Megachilidae.
AAUGCCGGUUCCAAAUGACGCACUAGAUUAUAAAUACAUAUUGUAAAUACUAAUGCGUAAAAUUGAAUGUUGAAAUAAUUACAUAGUGUUUUUAUAUUCUCUCCACGUAAUUACGAGAUUAUCGUGUCAUUUGUAUUACAGCAACCAUAAAACUUCUAUAACAUUUUUAAUAUAUUCUCAACAAUCGAGAAAUGACAAUCCCUACUUUCAACAUAAUAAGAUCUAUUGUGUUUUCAAACACAAAGAAUCAAACCAAAUCUCUGUUUUAUUGGAUUAAUGUCAUGUUCAAUAGAGUUGAUGAGGACCGUGUAAAUGAGGUUGGUCCUGAUCGUGCAUGUGCAGAAUGGCUUUUGAAAAAUGGGGCAUAUGUUAGAUGGAAAGGUGUUUCUGAGCUAUUAACAGAUUAUAAUAAAUUACCAGUUAUUGGACAACAAUAUUAUGUUGAGGGUAUUGAUGCUAAUGAUGCUGGAAUAUGCGAUAUAGGAUUUGAACAUUUCAAGGGAUGUAAACAUGUAAAUGACAUAAAACUUGAAAGCUGUAAAUAUGUUGAUAAUAGUGCUUUACCAUACUUAUCACUUAUCAAAGGUUCAUUAAAACAUUUGGAGCUUAUAAACUGUAAAAGUAUUGAUGAUGAAGGUCUACUAAGUUUAAAAGUAUUAAAAAAUUUAGAAAAAUUAAAAAUUCGAGGAUUAAUAUAUGUGAAGAAGAAAGAUUCCGUUUAUAAAGAACUCACCGAAGCUUUACCCAAUUGUGAAAUUGACUAUCAAUAAACGUACUUUAUAUUUUAAUAUAAGUUAUAAAGCUUGUGUGAAACAUUGUGAAAAGAUAUAUGAUAAUAAAGUAUAAAUUAUGAAGUAAAAUUAA